AUGCAUGAAAUAUAUUAUCCAAAGAAAAACCUAGUCAUUGAUGAAUCAAUGAUGCUUUGGAAGGGUCGUUUAAAAUUCCGACAAUAUGUAAAAGGUAAACGACACAAACACGGGUUGAAAAUUUACAUGUUGGCGGAUCAGUUAGGGAUAGCCUGCCGGAUACACCUAUACGGAGGAUCAGCAGACAAUCUAGUUGGUGGUACAAAUCACGUAAAAAAAGUUGUGCUACACCUCCUUGGUAAUUACAAAAAUAUGGGACACAGCCUGUUUAUAGACAACUUUUAUACAAGUGUCGCUUUGUCUGGACAAUUACAAGCCAUUGAAGUUUAUUCAACUGGAACUCUAAACACUCGCCGUAAAGAUAUACCAGAAGAAAUAAAAACUACAAAACUCAAAACAGGCGAGGCGGCGAUUAUGCACAAAAACGGUUUAUGUAUUAUUGUGUGGAAAGAUAAAAGGGAAAUAAUGGCUCUUUCUAACAAAUAUAAUGCUGAAUAUAUUGAAACAAGGAAUAGAAGGGGCCAAGUUAAAUGUAAACCAAAUAUGAUAGCCCAAUACACAAAGCAUAUGAAGUCUGUAGAUCAUCAUGAUCAGAUGAUGGCUUAUUAUAGUUGUGAACACAAAAGUCUUAUAUGGGCCUCUGGACCUUCGGGCAUUCAUAAAGUGAAUACGCCUAGAAAAAGAAGAGUUAUUAACAGAUUUGCUGCAUCAUUUGAAAUUAAUAAUAAAAAGAAAACAACUACUAUAGAACACCGAAAGGCAAAGGAAUCGGAAAAAAGAGCAAAAAGAGUAUUGGUAAAGAAAAUAAAAGACCAUCCCCUCACGAUGAUAAAUAAGAUACCUAUGAUGAUUUUAAAUUUCUCGGAUAUCGAAAACAGAAGAAACAUGAAAUGUCUUCCACAAGUUGAACUACUAGUGUAUCUGGAACAAUUAGUUCUCAUAGUGAUUCCGACAUAA
Parnassius apollo (apollo) is the source of this 957-nucleotide messenger RNA. NCBI's taxonomy places the organism in Eukaryota, Metazoa, Arthropoda, Insecta, Lepidoptera, Papilionidae. The record is from the annotation of a GenBank genome assembly.